Messenger RNA from Trifolium pratense (red clover), 3696 nucleotides. Its product is annotated as pentatricopeptide repeat-containing protein At4g19440, chloroplastic. The transcript is spliced from 4 exons. Gene Ontology annotation, molecular function: protein binding. The coding region runs from base 246 to 2744 and encodes 832 amino acids. Lineage: Eukaryota; Viridiplantae; Streptophyta; Magnoliopsida; Fabales; Fabaceae. The record is from RefSeq and is a predicted model, not a curated record.
UUCAAUAUUACCCCACCCUCACCUCUACGGUGUCGCCUGUGUCCUUUCCAGUUUUUCACGGCACCGCAGCAACCGUGGCAAGUUCACAUCCUCACACACUCUCUCUUUCUCACACCUACCGAAUCAAUGGUUUCUUCAACAAUAAAUCCAAACAACAACAAAUAACCGCAAAUCAAUGGCUUCUUCAACACUAAACCCAAACAACAACAAAUAACCGUUUUCACUUCAUCACAAAAAUCAAUGCAAUGCACUUCGCAAUGGAUUUCGCAAAACACAUAACCACAAAACCUCCCUUAAUCUUCACACGUCCUUUAACCUGGAUAACUUCCACUAUCCCCCGUUACCAACCCCGCCACUCUCCACCGCCACCGCCACCGCCGCCGCCACUGCCAGAUUCAAACAAACCGCAACUAACUUCUCUACCUUCUAUCCUUUCUCACAAAGUUCUAGAUUCUUCCAAAUGCAAAACGAUUUUACCUCAUUUAACAUCUCACGAAUUCGAACGCUUAUUCUUCAUUCAUCAUUCCACCGUUAACCUCAAAACGACGCUCGAUUUCUUCCGUUUUGCUUCAACUCAAUACAAGUUUCGUUUCACCGUUCGUUCUAACUGUCUUUUGAUUCGUUUGCUUCUUGCUUCGAAUCAUUUGCCGCGUGCUAGGUUUAUGUUGAAACGUUUAAUCAACGGCAAUGUUUUGACGCCGUUGAAAAACAUUGACGGUAGGCUUAGUGAGAUUGCUUCGUCGUUUCUUGAACUGAAUCGGUUAACGGAUCAAAGUUACGGUGAAUUGGAUUUGUUGCUUUAUAUUUUGUGUUCACAGUUUCAGCAUUUAGGUUUUCAUUGGGCUUUUGAUAUUUUCACAUUGUUUACUAGUAAUGGUGUUUUUCCGUCGCUUAAAACAUGUAAUUUUUUGAUGAGUUCUUUGGUGAAAUCCAAUGAACUUCACAAGAGUUAUAGAGUUUUUGACGCCGUUUGUCGUGGUGGUAUUUCUCUUGAUGUUUACACGUAUGCAACUGCGAUUAACGCGUUUAGUAAGGGUGGAAAGGUUGAUGAUGCGGUUGGUUUGUUUUUCAAAAUGGAGGAGCAAGGUGUUUUGCCUAAUGUGGUUACUUACAAUAACUUGAUUGAUGGGUUAUGUAAGUGUGGAAGGUUAGAAGAAGCUUUUAGGUUUAAAGAUAAGAUGGUUGAGAACAAAGUUAACCCUAGUUUAGUUACUUACGGUAUUCUUGUUAAUGGUUUGAUGAAGGCUGGGAAAUUUGAUGAGGUGAAUUCGGUUUUGGUUGAAAUGUAUAGCAAGGGGUUUUCCCCUAAUGAGUUUGUUUUUAAUGCACUUAUUGAUGGAUAUUGCAGGAAAGGGAAUAUGAAUGAUGCAUUGAGGAUUAGGGAUGACCUGAAGUUGAAGGGAUUGAAACCUAAUGCUGUUACUUUUAAUACUCUUUUACAGGGUUUUUGUAGGAGCAAUCAAAUGGAGCAAGCUGAGCAAGUGUUAGAGUACUUGUUAUCGAACGGUUUGUCCGUUAACGAGGAUGCUUGUUCUUAUGUGAUUAACUUGUUAUGCAAUAGUUCCAGGUUUGAUUCGGCCUUGGAAAUUGUCAAGGAGUUGUUAUUGAGGAACAUUAGGGUUAAUGAUAGCUUGCUAACUUUGUUGGUCUGUGGACUUUGUAAAUGUGGAAAACACUCAGAGGCGAUUCAGCUUUGGUUUAGACUAGCAGAUAAAGGGCUUCCAGCGAAUACUGCGACAUCGAAUGGGCUUCUCGAUGGACUUUGUGAAAGGGGGAACAUGGAAGAGGUCUUUGCGGUAGGCAAACAAAUGGUGGAGAGAGGUUUGAUACUCGAUGGGAUUUCAUACAACACACUAAUUUUUGGCUGUUGUAAAUCAGGUAAAAUCGAGGAAGCUUUCAAGCUUAAGGAAGAGAUGGUGAAGCAAGGAUUCAAACCUGAUACUUAUACCUACAAUUUCCUAAUGAAAGGGUUAGCUGAUAAGGGUAAACUAGAUGAUGUUGAUAAGGUUUUGCAUGAAGCCUUAGAACGUGGCGUGGUUCCAAAUAUCUAUACAUAUGCAUUAAUGUUGGAAGGAUAUUGUAAGGCUGAUAGGAUUGAUAAUGCUGUGAGCUUGUUCAACAAUUUAGUUCAUAAGGAAGUAGAACUUAGUUCUGUUGUUUAUAACAUACUUAUUGCAGCCCAUAGUAAAGCUGGGAAUUUUAUGGAAGCCUUCAAACUCCGUGAUGCUAUGAAAAGUAGGGACAUUCUUCCUACGAUUCCCACAUAUUCUUCUAUAAUACAUGGAAUGUGCCGUAUUGGCCGUAUUGAGGAGGCGAAGGAAAUUUUUGAAGAAAUGAGAAAUGAAGGAUUGAUGCCAAAUGUGUUUUGUUACACUGCUCUAAUUGGUGGUUACUGUAAAUUAGGUCAGAUGGAUGAAGUUUAUAGUAUCUUACAGGAAAUGACAUCAAAAUGUAUACAGCCUAAUAAAAUUACAUACACUAUUAUGAUUGAUGGUUAUUGUAAAUUGGGAAAUACGAAAGAAGCGACUAAGCUUUUAAAUGAAAUGAUAUCAAAUGGAAUAUCACCGGAUACUGUUACUUACAAUGUAUUGCAAAAAGGAUAUUGCAUGGAAAAGGAGCUCGAUGAAACUCUUCAAUGCAAUCAGGUGCCUAAUACAGGAGUACCCAUAGAAGAAAUAACAUAUGCCACAUUGGUUGAGAAGUUGCAUCCACACACAGAUGCAGCAAUUAGUAAUCAAGAUUAAUGAGCACACUACUCAAAACACUUGAUACUUAAUCAAUAACUGAACUCUCGUCGUUGAGACUGCCAUUGUUAAGCUUGAUUUCAAGCUCAUUAUUUGAAAGAUGAAGGUUCCAUGUGGUUACUGGCAACAGCUAAAGCAACAUACUCUUGACUUGGCUUCCUAGUUCAACAAUGGGCCUUGGAUUUUAGAGGAACCUUUGUCAUAUGGUCUCUGGGUAUUGCUUGGACGGAAGAUGUCUUGGAUAUUGGAGAUAGCAUAACUAAGGGCAUUGCUUGGACUGCAGAUCUCUUGGAUACUGGAGAUAGCAUAGCAUUAUGAUUUGAAGAGACUGACUGGAAUAUGUCUCCAGUCUCCACGAAAGGAUUGUAUGGCACUUCAGGCAAGAGGGGAACUUGAUGUAGAAAAAAGCAACAGCAAUAAUUCAAAGACUAUUCAAAGUAUAUACAAGGUACGUGCUGGUAGUAAGUGAACUUGGUAGACUUUCAGGAAGCCCUGCAUUUAAGGAGAAUUUGAUUUUUGGGGAUUAGCUGUUGCAAUUUGGAAUUGGUUCUCCGCAUAAGCUCUGGAUAUAUAUAGUUGUAAGAUACAAAAUUUAUAAAUUUAAUUUACAUGCUGGCCAAUGACCUUUGGUUUCCUAUCGUCGUUCUCCCGGCUGCACCUUUUUGAAAGCCAUUGGAGGAAUUUAUUUUUAUUUAUAUAAAAAAAAAGACAGAAAGAACUAGUGGAAAGAUGAAAGGGAAACCAAACCUACAUCUUGAUUGUAGAUGUGAAUCCCUUGAAGUAUAGUGUCUUUCCUUAUUCCGAUACGACUGGGUUUUAAAGAAGUUAUAUAGAUAAAUUUAUCUGCUUCUUUCUUCUGGGUCAUUACCAAUGAAGAACGGAGAUUUUAAUUUGUACUCUGGUACUUAUUUGGAUCAGACACAUUUCUAAUACUACCAGGAGCCUUUUAUAA